AUGCCUCCUGGUAUGCUCCGUCCGCCUCCAGGCAUGCCACCGCCAGUUCUUCCUCCACCAUCGUUCUUGAACUGUCCACCACCGAACAUGCCAAGAAUGCCAAUCCCGCCACCACCAAUAGCUGGCAUGCCACGACCUAUUCCUCCUCCAGGAAUGCUACCACCUCCUGGCAUGCUUCCACCACCUGGCAUGUUCCCUCCUGGUAUGCCUCCCCAUCCAGGCAUGCCUCCACCUCCGAGAAUGCCUCCAUGUCUUCCUCCCCCGCCUAAAUUCAUGAAUCAAGGAUCAGCACAGCCCUCUGAACAACAAAAAUCGUUUUUCCCUGGUGCACCGCCCGCUCGACCUGUACCUCCUGGUCCUGGUCAGGUACCUUCUGCGACUCCAAAAAAACAGUCAAAACGUACGGAUGGUCAGCCGGAUUAUGUGACCACUGUUGGAACUGGUGCACUUCCUCCUCCACGCCCUUUUUUGGGAACAUUUGCGCCACUUCCCAGUCAGAUGGGGCAGGCAAAUGACUCGAAGAGUCCUCGAACGCCAAGUCCUGAUGUUUCGAAAAAGCAGCAAGAUGAAGAAAUUGAAAGGCUCAAAAGAGAUAUCGAAGAGCAAAAGCGUCGAGCAGGGCUUCAAACGAAGCAGGAUUCUGCAAAGGUAUGA
Molecule: messenger RNA, 654 nt
Organism: Cooperia oncophora
Lineage: Eukaryota; Metazoa; Nematoda; Chromadorea; Rhabditida; Trichostrongylidae
Source: the annotation of a GenBank genome assembly